This is a messenger RNA of Rodentolepis nana, 462 nucleotides long. The record is from the annotation of a GenBank genome assembly. NCBI's taxonomy places the organism in Eukaryota, Metazoa, Platyhelminthes, Cestoda, Cyclophyllidea, Hymenolepididae.
AUGUCAACGCCAGCGCACCGGCGAUUGUUGCGUGAUUUUAAGCGUCUUCAGAAUGAUCCUCCUCCGGGUAUUUGUGGUUCUCCAACUGACAACGUGAUGGUUUGGAAUGCUGUUAUCUUCGGUCCAGAAGAUACCGCUUUUGAAGAUGGGACAUUUAAGCUGAAAUUAGAAUUCUCCGAAGAGUAUCCAAAUAAGGCCCCCCGUGUUGUUUUCGUCUCCAAAAUGUUUCAUCCAAAUGUCUACGCCGAUGGAAGUAUCUGCUUAGAUAUUCUCUCAAAUGCUUGGAGUCCAACCUAUGACGUUCUUGCUAUUUUAACCUCAAUUCAAUCUCUGCUGGAUGAACCAAAUCCUAACUCUCCUGCUAAUAGUGUUGCAGCUCAGUUGUAUGUGGAAAAUCGCCGUGAAUACGAAAAACGUGUUCGUGCCUGCGUUGAAGAUAGUUGGGACGAUCCAGAGACCUAA